AAUAUCGUUAGUUAUCAUUACUUGCAAUUACGUAUUUCAUGCAAUUCCGAAAAAGGUAAAAUCAUCGAAUGUAUCAAAGAGAACGUAAUAUAAACGUCAACGUAAAUGAAUAAAGGACUAUUAUCGUUAAUAAAUUUGUAAAAUUCAUAAAAUUUAUUAAAGUGUGCGGCACCGUGAAUGUAGAACUUCCGGCGGAACAGCAUUGUCGCAGAUGAUCACGUGAUCGAAGAUCGACUUCUUCGUUUGUGGCCACGAGGUUUUGUGGUGAAAAUUAAGUUUACCGGGUGGAAAAGGCCCUAUAUUUUUGUAUUUAUACAAAAAUGCCCUCCAGCAAUCCCUUACCACCCAAAGAAAAUGCCUUGUUUAAACGAAUUCUGAGGUGUUACGAACAUAAACAAUAUAAAAAUGGGAUAAAGUUUGCAAAGCAAAUUUUAUCAAAUCCUAAAUUUAGUGAACAUGGAGAGACCUUGGCAAUGAAAGGUCUCACUCUGAACUGCUUAGGUCGCAAGGAAGAAGCAUAUGAUCAUGUCCGGAGAGGUCUUAGGAAUGAUUUGCAAUCUCAUGUUUGCUGGCACGUUUAUGGACUUUUACAACGCUCGGAUAAGAAAUAUGAUGAAGCUAUUAAGUGUUAUAGAAAUGCCCUUAAAUGGGAUAAGGAUAAUAUUCAAAUUCUUAGAGACUUAUCGCUGCUUCAAAUUCAAAUGAGGGAUCUGGAGGGUUAUAAGGAUACAAGAUAUCAAUUGUUUAUGUUACGUCCUACACAGCGUGCUUCGUGGAUUGGUUUCGCUAUCUCAUAUCAUUUAUUAAAGGAUUAUGAAACAGCUCUUAAAAUUUUAGACACAUUUCGAAAUUCUCCCAUGAUUUGUUAUGAUUAUGAGCACAGUGAAUUGUUAUUAUAUCAAAACAUGGUUAUCCAAGAAUCAGGAGAAUGCGAACAAGCAUUAAAACAUCUUGAUAAAUAUAGUGAUCAAAUUUGUGAUAAAGUUACUGUAAAAGAAACAUAUGGUAAAUUAAGAUUACAAUUAAAACAAUAUGCAGAAGCAGCACAAGUUUAUAAGGAACUUUUAAAUAUAAAUCCAGAAAAUACAACUUAUUAUGCUAGGCUAGCAGAGGCUGAAAGACAUACUAAACCUGAAGAAACAUUAGCUAUGCUCCAAAGAUACGAAGAAUUAUUUCCUCGAGCGUUAGCACCGCGUCGCUUACAAUUAAAUUAUGCUGUAGGAGAUGAAUUUAAAACAUUAGUAGAUCGAUACUUACGAAGAGGUCUUCAUAAAGGUGUACCGCCCUUGUUUGUAAAUCUUCGUUCCUUAUAUACAGAUCAACAAAAGGUUGAUACUAUACAGUCUUUGGUUUUGGAAUACAAAGAAGCAUUAAAAGCUCAUGGGCAUUUUAGUGAUCAAGAAAAAGAUAAUCCGCGAGAACCUGCUUCGGCAUUGUUAUGGACUUAUUAUUAUUUAGCACAACACUAUGAUCAUCUUGGACUUACAGAAAAAGCACUAAAUGAAAUUGAUGCUGCCAUAGAACAUACACCUACACUUAUAGAACUUUUUGUUACCAAAGGUCGCAUUUAUAAGCAUGCCGGUAAUGUUCAAGAAGCUUAUAAAUGGUUGGAUGAAGCACAAGGAUUAGAUACUGCAGAUCGAUAUAUCAAUUCCAAAUGUGCCAAAUACAUGUUGCGAGCGAAUCUCAUUAAAGAGGCGGAAGAAACGUGUAGCAAGUUUACUAGGGAAGGAGUUUUAGCUAUGGAGAAUUUAAAUGAAAUGCAAUGCAUGUGGAUUCAAACAGAAGCAGCCAACGCUUAUAAACGUCUUGGAAAGUAUGGGGAGGCAUUAAAAAAAUGUCACGAAGUUGACAGGCAUUUUUCUGAAAUCAUAGAAGAUCAAUUCGACUUUCAUACCUACUGUAUGAGAAAAAUGACCUUGAGGUCUUACGUGGGUCUUCUAAGGUUAGAAGAUGUGCUUCGAGCUCAUCCAUUUUAUUUUAAAGCAGCGAAAUGUGCAAUGGAGGUUUAUUUACGACUACACGAUGAACCGUUACCCGAUCCAACGCAGGCGCAAGAAAUCGACACCGAAAAUUUAGCACCAUCAGAAUUAAAAAAAUUGAGAAACAAGCAGAGGAAACAACGUAGAAAGGCUGAAUUGGAAAGACAGCAGGCUGCUCAAGCUCAAGAAAAGAGAGAACAGCACAAUAAAUCACGGCAACAGACCGAUCCUGAUUUAGAACAACCUACGCUAGAUGAACUUAUACCGGAGAAACUGGAGAGGAUCGAAGACCCGUUAGAGCAAGCAAUCAAAUUUUUACAACCAUUACAAGAUUUGGCAUCGAAUAGAAUAGAGACGCAUCUUAUGGCAUUUGAAAUAUACAUUCGUAAAGGUCGUACCUUGUUAAUGUUAAGGUCGAUAAAACGUGCACACGGUCUAGAUCCUAAUAAUCCAGAUCUUCAUACAUGUUUGGUACGUUUCAUGUUAUACAUUAACCGUUCACCGUUGGAAGGACCUGUAGGCGAAGUAGUGAAACGGCAAACAUCAGGAAUUUAUUCAGCUUCAACAGCUACUCAAUUGAAUGCUGAAUUCCUAAAAAAGAAUCGAAACUCACUGCCGCAUCUACUUCAGGGUGCGAGGAUGUUAUAUGUCCUGGAUCCCUCUGCUCAAACAAAAGCUCUCUCACUUAUUACAAACAUUGAUGGUCUUGAAAGUGUAACACUCCAGAAUUGUACAAAAGUAUUGGAAUCAUUAUGCAACGGUGACUUUGGUCAUUGCGAUUCAACGAUCACUGAUUAUAUGGUGAAAUGUCAUAAAUACUUCCCAUAUGCGACCGCUUUUCGACCGCCAGAAACAAAAGUGACGGUAACGAUCAAACAUCAAGAAAAAGAGAAUUCCAUCAAGAACUGAUCCAGGCACGCGCUGUCCAGCGUUACUGAAGCGUUAUGUAGUUAGACGACGAGGCAAGUGAAGGAGAAGUAUGUUAAGAUAUGUUUCGAUCUACGUUGAAGAAACAAAAGAAAAAAAAAAAAAAAGAAAAGAAAGAACGAAAUUAACGUUAAAUGAAAAAAAAAAAAAAAGAAAAGAAAGAACGAAAUUAACGUUAAAUGAAAAAAAAAAAAAACGAACUUGAACGAUGAACAUAUAUAGUGAAAGAAGAAAAAGAAAUUGGCGGAUUUAAUAUUAAUAAUUAUUAAACAUGUAUUAUACACGAACUGUUCCUGGAACGUUUCAUGUAGUGUGAACAGUGCUGGAUAAACAGUCUUUAAUAAUAAAUUAUAACAUGAUGGGGCACGAGAGACAAAUGCCUCUAAAGCGGUCCCGAAUUUUAGGUGAACGAAGAAAAGAAUGGCUUUAGCUAAAUAUUAAUUAACAAUUGGUACAGAACGAAUUAAAUGAGCGUUCUAUCGACAGAACGUUCACGUUAAGAAGGAUUGACAAAGUGUGAAAAUGUUUAGUGCACGGAUGGGAUUGGGGCAGGGUGGUGAGGAAUGGGGUGGAGUACAGUGUGUAAAAUAUAUGACGUGCGUAAACUAACACAUUGGUACAAAAUACAAGACUUGUAUACAUUCAUAUGCGCGCUCUAUGAAUAUUUCUACUUGAUGUUAAGGUGUACUAUUUUCAGCGAUGUCUACAUGAAAUACUCUACUAUGUAGAGUUUGAAAACUAGACGAUCAUCGAGCACCGAUAAUUGUACCACAUAUGUUCGACGCUACUUUUUGAGAAUAGACUUUGUUCCAAGUCACGUAAUUUGUCUGGUUCACUUCAUUCGUAAAAA
Molecule: messenger RNA, 3759 nt
Organism: Apis dorsata (giant honeybee)
Lineage: Eukaryota; Metazoa; Arthropoda; Insecta; Hymenoptera; Apidae
Gene: Naa15-16
Product: N-alpha-acetyltransferase 15, NatA auxiliary subunit
Exons: 11
Coding region: 321-2891 (856 amino acids)
Biological process (GO): N-terminal peptidyl-methionine acetylation
Cellular component (GO): NatA complex; cytoplasm
Molecular function (GO): protein-N-terminal amino-acid acetyltransferase activity; protein binding
Source: RefSeq, a predicted model, not a curated record